This is a messenger RNA of Pedinophyceae sp. YPF-701, 1563 nucleotides long. The record is from the annotation of a GenBank genome assembly. NCBI's taxonomy places the organism in Eukaryota, Viridiplantae, Chlorophyta, Pedinophyceae.
AUGGAUGGCGACGGCGGCGUCCAGCUGUUCGGGCACCGGCCCGCGAAGACCAGAGCGGUUGAGCGGGGCGAACGCCGCGAGGAAGUCGCGAGAGAGCGGCGGACGGGGGACGCGACGGACUUGGCCGACGGCGGAGGCGCGGGCGACGUCGUGGGUGCUGGCGGCGACAGGGGGACGGUGGAGGUCGAGCACGGCAGCGGUGGCGACGUCUUCGACACGGAGGAUGACUUCCGAUCUCUCGGCGUCAGCAAGUGGCUCUGCAACGUCUGCAGGUCGCUGGGGAUGCUGCGGCCGACGGAGGUGCAGCGCCGCACCAUUCCCCGGAUCCUCGAGGGACGCGACGUGAUCGGCUGCGCGCAAACGGGGUCCGGCAAGACGGCAGCCUUCGCUAUCCCAAUCCUCCAGAAACUCGCAGCGGACCCGUUCGGCGUCUUCGCCGCGGUCCUAACCCCGACGCGUGAGUUAGCCUUUCAACUCGCGGACUCCUUCCGCGCCCUCGGCGCGGGCAUGUCCCUGCGCGACUGCGUCGUGGUGGGCGGUCUCGACAUGCAGGAGCAGGCGCGCGAGCUUAUCAAGCGCCCGCACGUCGUCGUUGCCACCCCCGGGCGCCUGGCGGCGCUCAUGCGCCAGGAGCCGUCCGUGACGCGCGCGUUCGCGAACGUCCGCGCGCUCGUGCUCGACGAGGCGGACCGCGUGCUGGAGCCCACGUUCGAGGACGACCUGGCAACGGUGCUCGCCGCGAUGCCCAGCAAGGGUCGGCAGCUGCUUCUGUUCUCCGCGACGAUUACGCAGCCGCUGCGGGACCUCAAGGAGAUCGCGGCGAAGGGCGCGUACGUCUUCCGGGAGGGCGCCGCGGGCGAGGGCGACGGGGCCGGCGCGGCGCUGACCACUGUGCAGCGGUUGAAGGAACAGUACGUGUUUGUUCCGGCGCGCGUGAAGGAGGUGUAUUUGUUCUACCUCCUGACGCGGCUGGAGGAGCUCGGGGUGCGGUCGUGCAUCGUGUUCGCGGGGACCUGCCGCGGCUGCCACGCCCUCGAGAUGCUGCUCCAGGAGCUGGACGUGCCGGCGGUGUCGCUGCACAGCAACAAGGUGCAACGCGCGCGACUGGCAGCGCUGGAUCGCUUCCGCUCGCGGCUGGUGCCGAUCCUGGUGGCGACGGACGUGGCGUCGCGCGGCCUGGACAUUCCGACGGUCGACCUCGUCCUCAACUUCGACCUCCCGCGGCUAGCCCAGGACUAUGUCCAUCGCGUCGGGCGCACGGCGCGCGCGGGGCGCAGCGGGUGGUCGCUGUCGCUCGUGUCGCAGUACGAGGUCGCGCUGGUGCAGAAGAUCGAGGGCAUGACGGGAAAGCGCAUGGAGGAGUACGAGAUGGACGAGGGGGAGGUGUUGAAAGGUAUAACCAAGGUGUACUCGGCGCGGCGCGCAGCAUCGCUGCGGCUGUCGGACCUGGAGGGCAGCGACCCGCUCCUGCGACGCAAGCAGGCGGAGAAGGAGAUGAAGAAGCGGAAGAAGAGCGCCGAGAAGGCCGCGAAGGCGUCCAAGCGGUCGAAACACAAGCAGUGA